AUGCAGAUUUUGGAUUGGGUAUUAGGACAUAAUGAAGCUUUAUUUAGGCGAGCUCAGUUAAAAGUCCUUGUCUCCAUCCACAACCAAGAGGCCGGCAAGGGUGGUGAGCUUACACAUGACGAGACAACAAUUAUAAGUAGGGCACUAGAUUUAACUGAGAAGAUAGCUGAGGAGGCUAUGACACCCAUUGAAUCCAAGUUUUCCUUAGAUGUCAAUUCAAAGUUGGACUGGGAGGCUAUGGGAAAAGUUCUUGCUCAGGGGCAUAGUCGAGUUCCUGUCUAUUCUGGGAAUCCGAAGAACAUUAUUGGACUGCUUCUGGUGAAAAGUCUUCUUACUGUACGACCUGAAACAGAGACUCCAGUCAGUGUCAUUUCCAUCCGGAGAACACCACGAGUUCCUGCCGAUAUGCCACUGUACGAUAUAUUAAACGAGUUUCAGAAGGGCAGCAGUCAUAUGGCAGCUGUGGUGAAGACUAAAGGGAAAAGCAAGCUUCCUACAAUUGAUGGGGAGAAGACUUUUUUGUGGCUGCCUAGUAAUAAUUUUACAGAACAUCCAGGUCUUAAUGAGAAAUUAAAAUGCAUAAAGCAACAUUCAAUGUUGGAAGUUUCUUUGAUUAAUAUUCAGGUUCAAGGUUAG
Humulus lupulus (European hop) is the source of this 636-nucleotide messenger RNA. RefSeq names its product DUF21 domain-containing protein At4g14240-like. The transcript is spliced from 8 exons. Gene Ontology annotation, cellular component: intracellular membrane-bounded organelle. NCBI's taxonomy places the organism in Eukaryota, Viridiplantae, Streptophyta, Magnoliopsida, Rosales, Cannabaceae. Gene Ontology annotation, biological process: magnesium ion homeostasis. The coding region runs from base 1 to 636 and encodes 211 amino acids. The record is from RefSeq and is a predicted model, not a curated record.